AUGGACGCUAACGUAUCUGGCUCAACAAGUCAUCUGAACAUCCCGAGCGGCGCUGACUGCGGCUCAUUCGUACAAAGAAUGGCUGUUCGUCUGGCAACCAUUGUGUCGUUCUUUCCUGAUGGCUACAAAGACAUCGGUGUAUUGGCCUGCAUUGGGAGUGAACUCGAGAUUGUUCUCGCCUACAUUGGCCAUUGGCGUCUAAUCGCUGGAACCACUGGACUUUCCGAGUCUACACUUCCCGGGAGCUUUCUUCUGGAACUGCAAAAUACGCUGGACAGUGAAAGGGGUCUCCAUUUCCACCUGAUCGCGGCUGCAAAGCAGCUGCUAACCUCAGUGACGGAAAAUAGCGAGCUUCCGGAUCCACCAUUCAAGCGCUGGUGGCUUCACAUUCCGAAAGACGGCCCGCCUCCCGCCGGUUGGAAACCCUUUAACCUCGGCAUGGAAAUCAUUCGAGAGGCCUUGACCGCUGUAUUACAGUUUAUCACAUCCCUUCCUGAGGAUCAGUACUGA
Molecule: messenger RNA, 510 nt
Organism: Peniophora sp. CBMAI 1063
Lineage: Eukaryota; Fungi; Basidiomycota; Agaricomycetes; Russulales; Peniophoraceae
Source: the annotation of a GenBank genome assembly